AUGUCGGACGCACUCUGCACUCGGCUGCAGCAACAAGUAGUUCUCUCCGGUACCGCACCUAGCUCCGAGUCUGUUGAUUUAGAAUGUGUCAUUGUCGACAUCCUCUCACGGCUACCGGCCAGAUCUCUGCUCCGAUUCCGCUGUGUGUGCAAAGCAUGGCGGGCCUUGAUCUCCGAUCCUUACUUCAUCAGAAAGCACCUCAGCCGCAUCAACACCAAGAUCAGCACCAGCUAUUGUCUCCUACUCAAAGAAAAAAUUUUCCGAUGCGCAGAGUAUGAAGAAAUAUUGAAGUGUUUGAGCCAUGAUGGUCCUCUUCCGAGCAGAAGGCUUCAUUUUCCGGUACUUGAUUUUCCGGUCCUCUUCCGCCGAAGGUUUGAUAUUCAUAGUUUUUUUAUCGUUGGCAGUUGCAAUGGCUUGAUAUGUCUAAUGGUUGGUAUUGAUGCUAGAGAAACCUACACCUUUAUGUUAUGGAAUCCUUGUACUGGAGAAUCACAGGUCCUACCACAAACUCCCCUUCAUUCCUUCGAACGAUGUUUCUGGGGGUUCAGUUAUGAUUCAACCACUGAUGAUUACAAAGUAAUACUGGGAAGCUAUAAAUCUGGUUAUGAAUUUGUUGUUGUCUUUAUGCUAAAAGGGGGUUCAUGGAGGAAGCUUGAAAGGCUCAACAAGUAUCACUACUAG
Molecule: messenger RNA, 681 nt
Organism: Rosa chinensis
Lineage: Eukaryota; Viridiplantae; Streptophyta; Magnoliopsida; Rosales; Rosaceae
Product: putative F-box protein At3g16210
Exons: 1
Coding region: 1-681 (226 amino acids)
Molecular function (GO): protein binding
Source: RefSeq, a predicted model, not a curated record